CCGUGUGUCCGUGCGUGCGUGCGGGGGCCGGCGCCGCGCCGGGCAGGUGAGAGCCCCGCGGGCAGGAGGAGGAGCAGCGGGAGGAGCAGCAGGAGGAGGCGGCGUGCUCCUGCCCGCCGGGGAUGCGUGUGUGCCCGUGCGUGUCUGCGCGCCCUCACCUCGGUAUCGCUCGGGUCACUCGUGGCGGGUGGAUCCAGCUACUCCCGGCGCCGGCGGGAAUCGCUUUUCCCAGCGCGGCCGGUUCUCGCUGAGGUCCCGAGAAGAGCGUGAGUGAGCAGCGGCUGUGAGCGAUCACACGGAAAAGAAAUGAAUGUCAGAGAGGAUUUGUUUAAUCAUUUAACAGCUGACACAAGCCAUGUCCCUAACAAAACGUUGGUGAAAAAGUGGUGAAGAAGAUUUCUGGGAUACAGCAGCACCAGUACUGUGAAGCCGCUUCUGCAAGUCAGGAGCAGCAUUUGCUGGAGGAUGCCGUAGCCCAGGAGGUGAGGCUCGUGGGGACGAGGUCGAUGGCUUGCAUGGAGCUUCUCUACCUGGCCGAGGAGAGCAGACAGGUGCCCCUGGGCACUACUACUGGCUGGAGCCUGCCCCCCCAUCCCCACGAGCAGCAGCGGUGUGAGGGGGGUGAGGUGGACCCCAGAGCAGCCGCUGCCGUCGCAGCCCUGCACUGUGAACGGCACUGCAAGCCCUUGCAGAGGGGCCCUGUGGCUGAGCCCCCCCUGGCACCCCAGCCCUCCUCCCUGGGCACCUCGCCUCAGGAGCACCCUGCCCCCUCCAGCGCCUCCCAGCCCUGCCACCCAGCCGAGCGCUUGCCCAGGGAAGAGGAUGGAGGGAAGAAGAAAGCCUGCUGCUGUGCCCAGGAACUCGAGACAUCAUUCACCUAUGUGGAUGAAAAUGUAAAUCUGGAGCAUGCAAGAAGUCCCCCCACUCCUACAGGUGGCCAGGAUGCCCCUCUGCAGCAGCAUUCCUGCAGGGAGCUGCCACCUGAAUGGGUGCACGGCUCUCCUUCCUUGAUCUCCGAGGAGGACGAUGCUGCCUCGGAGGCAGCAGCUGGGAAAUCUGUAGACUAUGGAUUCAUUAGUGCCAUUUUGUUCCUGGUUAGUGGCAUUUUGCUGGUGAUAAUUUCCUACGUGGUACCCAGAGAUGUGACUGUGGAUCCCAACACUGUGGCUGCCCGGGAGAUGGAGAGGCUGGAGAACGAGAGCGCAAGGAUCGGUGCUCACUUGGACCGCUGUGUUAUCGCCGGGCUGUGUCUCUUAACCCUGGGGGGCGUGGUGCUCUCCAGCCUGCUGAUGAUGUCCAUGUGGAAAGGGGAGCUGUACCGGAGGAGCAGGUUUGCAUCCUCCAAGGAGUCUGCAAAGCUGUAUGGAUCUUUCAAUUUUAGAAUGAAGUCUGGAGCAAAUGAUAAUAUGCUCGAGCUGUCGUUAGUUGAGGAAGAUGUGCUUGCCAUAGAUAAUUAGUGUGGUCAUGAUUUUUAAGGCAGCAUUUCUACAGGAAAAUAUGUUUCAUUAAAGAAAGCAGAUGCAGCUAAAGAUAGCUGGUGAUGCAGUUUAUUUGUCUGACAAGAAUGGUGUUAUCUUAAGCUCUACAAUCAAGUGUUUUCAAUAUAUGAGUACUUGUUGUAAAGGGGAACUGUGCCAGAUGAAAUGCAAAUGAUAUAUAAUAAUGAAAACCACUGAAUAAAAAGAGACUUGUGAUAAGUAGGUUCCUCAGAUACUCGUUUAUCCUAAUAUAAAACAUUCCAUUGGUGUCUUGCCUAUAUAAUUUUCUUAUUACUCCCAUAUAGAACAAGAAUGACCUUGACACUUUGGAAGCUGUUAAUUUUGAAGCCUGCAGGAUUAUUAACAUUCUACUUGACAGAAUAUUAAGAAGCAGGACCAAUAGUCAAAUAGCAGGGCUAAUAUUUCAUUAAGAGAUGUUUUUUUAUUCUUUAAUUUUAAGCAGAUACAUUUUCUUCAUUUAAGUGACAGCUAUGGGAAGAAAGAACACCACUUGGUCAUGGCUGGCCACAAACCUCCCAUAUUUUCAAACAAUUGUACAAUUAGUGAUGAUUAUUUAAAAUAUGAAAUAAGAGGCAAAGGGCAGGAAACCAUAUGGCUCAUGAUGCUGGUAGGAGACAAAAGGCUCUUUCAGCUUGAGGUCAGUGGCUCCAUUUCAGUUCAGAUUAGCAAUGAUUGAUAGUCAUUAACUUCUGAUAGCUAUAGUGACCCAUAUAAAAGAAGUUAAGUUCCUGGUGGACAGAUGUCUUUGUAUGAAAACUGCCAUAACAUGAAUUAACAGACCUCUUGUUUGGAGUCUCAAAAGACCCAAAGACUGAAAAAGCAUGGGGAUACUGAGGCUGGACACUUCAUCAGUACACAUGCCAGAAGAAAUUCAAGCUCAGCUGCAGGGCUUUGCUUAUACUGGGGCUGUCUGCAUCUUAUUAGUCCUUUUUGAAACUUCAGUUUUAUGUCGUGAGGCUCUCAACCUUCUCAUAACCAGCAAGGAAAGGUCAGGAAGCAGCUCUCUGAGACUCGUUCAAUAAAACCCAAUUUAUUUUUAAAGAAUAAAUCAUCAGGAAAUACAGAGGUUAAGUAUCAGGCAGUUUACAGGCUGACAAGAGACUCAACAUAGGGGAUGAUCAAGGGUGCAUGUUGCUAUUAAUCUCAGUUGUGUGGUACUGUAGCCAAAAAACCUGUACCACUGAUGCUAUUUGUUUUAUUACCAGCCAGUUUCUGGGGAACAUUGAUGUGUCCUUGCAGUGCUGGGAAAACAAACAAAAAUUGUUCAGUGCACCACUGUCAGUUCUUACUGAACUGUACUGCAUACAUACAUACAUAUAUAUAUAUAUAUAUAUAUAUAUAUAUAUGUUUUGUUAAUAUGUAUAUGUCUGUUAUAUGUGUAUGGGUCCCUGGCAAAGCCAAACAUGGGUGAAGAGCUCUGUCUGUGCAGUCUCUGACUGCAGUCUUAGAAGAAACAUGCUUCACUAUGACAGCCUUCUCAGUUGUGAAUUAACUCUAAAAUAUCAGGAAUAUGAAUUAUUUUUAAAAUACUUUUUUUCCCACUGUGAUACACAGGAGAGGAGUUCUCUUGGGAAGGUAGGAGGAGAUUUGCUUUAUACUCCCUUAACCCAGUAAUAUGUGGCAGCACAAAGUCCAGAAUAACAAGUGGAUGGUGGAAACAUGGGUUCCUCACAGAGAGACUGAAUGCUGUUUUGCCACUUGUUUUUUCAUUCUGCUUCUCUGGCUGUUUUUGUCAGGAGACAAGUGCAGCACCCAAGUCUGACUCAAUUAGUUCAGUCCCUUGUGCUUGCUGGCUGCAGGUCGCCAAGGGCCCAAGGAGCUGCUCUGCUCCAGGUUCACACCUUUGGUCAGUACAUUGCAUAGUGUGAUACCCGGGCUGUAACGCUGGCCCUGCAAAAGAGAUCCUGCUUCACAUGUUCUCUGCUCCAACUGCAGCUUGAGGUCAGCGUUACUGUGUAAUUAAAUGAGCUGCCUUAUUAGAGGGUGCUGCUGCCCAGUAAAUGAUUCUCCCAGUUUAUGUCAGGAUACACAGCAUGUUCACAGGCAGUAACUCAGCAGUGACCAGCAUCUCCACAGUCAUCUUUGAAGAGCUUACAUCCUUCUGGCUGUGUCAUCAGAGAUUCCUAAUUGAAUCUCUAGGAUAAAUACAUGAAAUGUCUUCUGUCUGGAAGCUACCUCAGCCUGUUGUGAUCAGUACAAGUGAGGAAGGAACUAGCCUGGGAAUCUGGAUGCAGAGUAGGAGGGUUCCUCUUUUGCUGGCCUUGGCCAGCGGGUGAGGACACAGCCUGCAGAGCUUGACACUUUUUCUUAAGGUGAGGAGGUGGGAACAGCACUUCCUCUCAUCCUGCCCUGAGGAUGGGAAGGGGCUGGCCUUCCCACGGAAAGCCAUGCCAUGCAAGGAGGCAAAUGCUGCUGAGAUGGGGUCAGCAAGGUGGUGUAGGGCGGGGGAUGGAUGUCUCAGGGGAUGAAAACCCUUUUGCCUGCCUGGGCCCUGUGUUCUCACCUACGUGACAGAAGCUCUAAAACUGAGGCUGGUGGUUUUGAGAGCUAUUAUUUUUAUUUUUUAAUUAUACAUAUGCAUGAAAUUGGAAUACAUUCCGUUAUUGCAGAAAGAUGUCAGCUUAAGCUGUACGGAUCACAGAUUUCUUGCAGGAACCAUGACAUGCCUUAAUGCUGAUUAUUAGCGCUAGAAAAAGGAAUGCUUCCCUGACUGUCAGUAUGUUAUUGUCAAGUGAGAAGUUUUCUGACACUUUGUAAAAUGCCUGUCACAGAUCAUGAACUUGCAAUACUUUAAUGAACCCUGAAAUUUUUCCUGAGCAUUUUAAGGAAAUAUUAGUCAACCUAAUAAUCUAAAUGUACACUGCAGAAGUGUGAGGAGUAAUAAAAUUUAAACAACAGGACUAACAGAGUUUCUUUAUUUUGGUGUAAGUGUGUGCUAUGAAAGAAGUGAAGGAAGGCCUCCGGAGCACAGGAAUUUAGCAGAUAAAAAUGCUCGGGACAUUUCUCUGAUCACUGUAGAAAUUGCAGUAUGGUGUGAGUUAGCAGUGCAAUAUAAAACCUCUGGACUCUCAGGUUCUCGUGCUGUGAAACCAAACACAGACAGAAACCAAAGCACUUGCUGUCUGGUCGCUGAUGGUGGAAAUGAAUGUAUGAGCCCACUGGCCAGUGGACAGGCCUUCACAGCAUUCACCUCACAUGAGAUGGUACCAAAGGGGGAGGCCAAGGGAUGUUUAUUGCCCCCUCAUGCAUCCUCGUGAUUUGACUUCCCCUGCUCAAAAUUUAAAUGCUUUCAAGGUACAAAUGGGAGAAGAAUUUGUGGUGUUUUUUUUCAUUGCCUGGGCUAAAGUUGUCACUUGAUUCAUUGGAGAGCUUUCUCCUUUUUUGGGGAACUAAAUUUUGGCAUAUACUGAGUGGGUUUUAGGUGCCCUCUAAACAUCCAGAUUCUGAGUAUGGAUUUUCGAGUACCCUGGAAACAGAACAGGAUUUGUGCCCUUAGUGAGUUUAUUUCUGACCAGCCCCAGCUGCCAAAUAUGACACUUUCCCAAUUUCUACCUCAUGACACGUCUGCUGGCUGGGCCCAGCCCUGGUCUCUUCCUUCCCACUGGGGGUGUCCGUGCUUCCCUGAGCUGUGGGAAGGGAGGUGACAGCUGCCAGUGUCUGGCUCUGGCUCCCUGCUGCUCAAGCAGCUCCCUGCUCACCCGCGUUUUCAGUUCCCUUUUCUCGGUCAGGCGCUGUGGCUGAGGCUGGGCUUUGGGAGCUGCAUGGCAGCUGCUGGGGAAGCUCACCAGAACAGAGGCUGGCGCCGCACCGUCCCAGCCCGCACGCUGCGGCUGCCCAGCGUGCUCCCACCGGCCUCGCCUGCUCCUGCCAGCCUGCAGCCGGCCCCGUGGCAGAAAGGCCCAAGACUCUCCUAGGAAGCUACACUGGGUUGUUGGGUUUUUAUGUGUUUACAAUUUUUUAGUCUUUGUAAUUCUUUUAAAAAUCUGUCUGCAAUGAGUAUAGAGUUUACUGACUAAGAAAGCAACUGGUUUAAUUUUGUAAGACUGACUCACAAUGGGGUGAAACAUCACAGUCCAUCAUGAGCUGUUCAGUAGUGCAUUUGAUGCCUUAUUACAAUCGCAGCCGUGUUCUGUACAGAGUCAAAAAUAAAAGUCUGUGAAUUUGA
Motacilla alba alba is the source of this 5664-nucleotide messenger RNA. RefSeq names its product transmembrane protein 74 (gene TMEM74). Bases 507 to 1457 code for a protein of 316 amino acids. NCBI's taxonomy places the organism in Eukaryota, Metazoa, Chordata, Aves, Passeriformes, Motacillidae. The transcript has 2 exons. The record is from RefSeq and is a predicted model, not a curated record.